CCCUUGACCCUUUGUCUGGACAGUGCUGAUUGGCCCUAUGCUGAUCACAUGCACUUUCCCAAGAAAAAUAAACCUCUCUAGCAAUACACACCAAACUGAGCAUGUGCAUGUGACUACAGAUUCAGUCUGUAUCAGGUGGUCAUUGGUCAGGCAUAGAAAGAAAGGAUCAAACAGCCUUUUUACACAAAAUCCUUUUUACACAAGGCAGAGGAUUAACCCCUUAGGUUCCAAGGUGAGUAUAACAAGCAUGCUUUGCUGCAUAUACAAACUGAUUUUACUGUUGUGGGUUUAGUAACACUU
Staurois parvus is the source of this 300-nucleotide messenger RNA. NCBI's taxonomy places the organism in Eukaryota, Metazoa, Chordata, Amphibia, Anura, Ranidae. The record is from the annotation of a GenBank genome assembly.